CUGACGCGCACCGCGGAGGAUGAACAAAACCCGUCUGAAAACCACUCGAAGGGACACUGAGAUAAAAGUGCGAGGGAAGACUGGAGACUCUUCAGACCGACUACCAGACUACUCAGAAACUCAGCGCUGUACUCGUCUUGAGGGCUCAACCCGGGGGAUGGAGCCGCAGCGGGGUCUGAGACUUCCAUAAAGGAGGAUUGCACUUUCUUUUUUCACUAAAAAACAGACUCGGACAAACAUCGGACAUAAAUCCUCCAUGUAGCUGAACAAAAUGCUGACUCCUUGUUGAGGGUCAGAAAAUGAAUGCCUCCUCCUGCUGUGAACCUCCAGUCACUAUGUAUCAACAGAGCUCGGGAUACGACCUCAAUUCUAGCUGCGAUUGGCUGGCUCCUCACUGUAACUGGACAUCAGUGGACAAAGCACUGCAGCUUCCCACCUUUUCCACAGCAGCUAAAGUCAGAGUGAUCAUUACUUUCAUCCUGUGUGGUAUAUCCUCUUUCUGCAACUUGGCUGUGCUGUGGGCAGCCAGUGGCCACAAACGCAAAUCCCACGUCCGAGUGCUGAUCGUCAACUUGACUGCAGCCGAUCUCUUGGUUACCUUUAUCGUGAUGCCAGUGGAUGCAGUGUGGAACAUCACAGUUCAGUGGCUGGCUGGCGACCUGGCCUGCAGAUUCCUGAUGUUCCUCAAGCUUCAGGCCAUGUACUCCUGUGCCUUUAUCACAGUAGUGAUUAGUCUGGACAGACAGUCGGCAAUCCUCAACCCUCUGGCCAUCGGCAUGGCCCCGCAAAGGAACAGGGUCAUGCUGACGGUGGCGUGGACUAUGAGCGCCUUGUUCUCGAUCCCUCAGAUGUUCAUUUUCCGUAAUGUGACCAUCACCUAUCCUGCAAACUUUACUCAGUGUACCACUAGGGGGAGCUUCGUCACUCACUGGCAAGAAACGGCCUACAACAUGUUUACCUUCUCCUGCCUCUUCUUGCUGCCGCUGGUCAUAAUGAUUAUCUGCUACACCAGGAUCUUCAUCCAGAUCUCCAAGCGGAUGACAAAAAAGAGCUUGUCCCCCAAUGAGCCACAUCUACGCUGCUCAAAGAACAACAUUCCCAAAGCACGAAUGAGAACUCUUAAAAUGAGCAUAGUCAUAGUGAUCUGCUUCAUAGUCUGCUGGACUCCGUACUACCUGCUGGGUUUGUGGUACUGGUUCUUCCCAGACGACCUAGAAGGGAAAGUCUCUCACUCCCUCACUCACAUCCUGUUCAUCUUUGGGCUUUUCAACACCUGCUUGGACCCCAUCAUCUACGGCCUGUUCACCAUACGCUUCCGCAAGAGGCUGAGGACCUGCUACCGCAAAACCGCAGUGAUGUCAGAUAAGGAAACCAAUACCACGGUGAUAACGGAGUCUUUGAAAUGCACUGCCAAAGCUUCACCUUCUAAAAGAGGGAUGACUUCUGGGGAAAAUGACAGCAACUGUGCACAGCUUGGGCCGAAAUCCACUGACAGCAGGUGUCUGACUGUGUCAGUGGAAGAGGAGGAGGAGGGCAGUCAUGCCAUGUCAGUACAUAGAGCUCAACAUGAUGAGAAAAACAGAGUAGAAACAGAAAUCUAACACCGUUUCUUGAACUGGUUGAAUAAUUUCACAACCAAACCUAACAUACAUGUAUAAAAUAAGUCUGGAAGCAUCACACAUCCAUCUCCUUGUGGACUUAUACAUGUUUGUCUCUGGGUGUGUUUUUGUGUGUGUCUGCUGCGUGGGUCUGUCGAUCUUACUUCAGGGUUAUAUAACAUCUGUCAUCAUACGACAACUGCUGUCUGAUGGUUUGUGUGCUGGGGAACUGGCUCCCAUUUUGAGAUAAAUCUGCUAUAUGAAAUAUUCAUUCAGCAGUCUGUGGAGAUAGUUUCAGCACUAAAUGGGAAAUAGAAGUUGAUUGUUGGGUUACACAACAGUGCUGUGGAGACGUACGCAGUUACACAAAGCUCUAUAAGGGAGCCUUAAAUGACUUUUAGGGAUUUGCAGCCAUAACAACAUGAGAGCUUUUUAGAGAUGUAUUCAUCCAGUCCAUUCCCUCUGGAAAAUGAAGGACCAUCAUGUCAGUCAGACAGCAUUCACAUGGUGCGUUGAUCUUAGUCUGCCAUAAGCCACAGCAUUGUUUGUGUAAUGAGGAAAACUGUGAUUGAGAGGUAAAAACAAGAUAAUGAAAGGAACUCUAUCAGCAGCCUGGUGCAGAAAACUAUCAAGGUCACAGACACAAACAGAAACAAAAUCCCCAGAUUAAAUCUAAUCCAUUCCCUCAAUCAAACUGUCACUGCAACUUUUUAUUAUGUGUGGAUUCCUAAACAGAUAAAUACUCGGA
Molecule: messenger RNA, 2346 nt
Organism: Thunnus maccoyii (southern bluefin tuna)
Lineage: Eukaryota; Metazoa; Chordata; Actinopteri; Scombriformes; Scombridae
Product: gonadotropin-releasing hormone II receptor-like
Exons: 4
Coding region: 300-1601 (433 amino acids)
Biological process (GO): G protein-coupled receptor signaling pathway
Cellular component (GO): membrane
Molecular function (GO): gonadotropin-releasing hormone receptor activity; peptide binding
Source: RefSeq, a predicted model, not a curated record